Messenger RNA from Scophthalmus maximus (turbot), 6063 nucleotides. It is a transcript of the gene tnpo1, whose product is annotated as transportin 1. Gene Ontology annotation, molecular function: nuclear import signal receptor activity; small GTPase binding. The transcript has 25 exons. NCBI's taxonomy places the organism in Eukaryota, Metazoa, Chordata, Actinopteri, Pleuronectiformes, Scophthalmidae. The record is from RefSeq and is a predicted model, not a curated record. Gene Ontology annotation, biological process: protein import into nucleus. Bases 246 to 2918 code for a protein of 890 amino acids. Gene Ontology annotation, cellular component: cytoplasm; nucleus.
UUUGAACUCGCCUGGUGCAAACCGAUCUAGCACUAGGACCCCUCUGCUGCGUGUCAGCUGACGAGGCAGCCGUCUAUAUGCGACGCGACUGUGUGCGGCCCGCAGCGUUUUUUUCAGCUUGUUGCGAAGACGGAUGUGCCCGCCGUGAACAGGCCCAUGUCUGAGAACCCAGACAGACGGUCACACCUCAGCAGACAGUCCGCCACACUCGAGUACGUCGGCCCGAACAGCAGCAGUGGAGCAAGAUGGAGUGUGAGUGGAAGCCAGACGAGCAGGGACUCCAACAGAUUUUACAGCUGCUGAAAGAGUCCCAGUCGCCGGAUACGUCCACACAGCGAUCCGUCCAGCAAAGACUUGAGCAGCUCAACCAGUAUCCUGACUUUAACAACUAUUUGAUAUUUGUUUUGACAAAGUUGAAAUCAGAAGAUGAACCAACGCGGUCCCUGAGUGGGCUGAUACUGAAGAACAAUGUCAAAGCCCACUAUCAGAACUUCCCUAAUGGUGUGUCUGAUUUCAUCAAGAGCGAGUGCCUCCAAAACAUUGGAGACUCAUCUCCCCUUAUCCGGGCCACUGUCGGUAUCCUCAUUACCACGAUCGCCUCCAAAGGAGAGCUACAAAACUGGCCGGAGCUCUUGCCUAAGCUCUGCCUGCUGCUGGAUUCUGAGGACUACAACACAUGUGAGGGAGCGUUUGGAGCCCUACAGAAAAUCUGUGAAGACUCUGCUGAGAUCCUAGACAGUGACAUGCUGGAUCGUCCUCUCAACAUCAUGAUCCCCAAGUUCUUACAGUUUUUUAAGCACAACAGUCCUAAGAUUAGGUCUCAUGCCAUCGCCUGCGUCAACCAGUUCAUCAUCAGCAGGACUCAGGCUCUUAUGCUGCACAUUGACUCUUUCAUUGAGAACCUGUUUGCACUGGCAACAGAUGAGGAACCAGAAGUGAGGAAGAAUGUGUGCAGGGCUCUAGUCAUGCUGCUGGAAGUCCGCCUGGACCGCCUCCUGCCACACAUGCACAACAUCAUCGAAUACAUGCUACUGAGGACUCAGGAUCAAGAUGAAAAUGUUGCGUUGGAGGCCUGUGAGUUCUGGCUUACCCUGGCGGAGCAGCCAGUGUGUAAGGAAGUGCUGAGUGGCCACCUCUCCCAGCUCACUCCGGUGCUUGUCAACGGGAUGAAGUACUCUGAGAUUGACAUUAUCCUGCUCAAGGGCGACAUUGAGGAAGAUGAGGCAAUUCCUGACAACGAGCAAGACAUCAGACCACGCUUCCACCGGUCGCGCACAGUUGCCCAGCAGCAUGAGGGUGAUGGGAUUGAGGAAGAUGAAGAUGAGGAUGAUGAACUGGAUGAUGAUGACACUAUUUCUGACUGGAACCUGCGUAAGUGUUCAGCAGCAGCAUUGGACGUGUUGGCCAACGUGUUCAGGGAUGAUCUGUUGCUGCACCUUCUGCCCCUCCUCAAAGAGCUGCUCUUCCAUCCAGAGUGGGUGGUAAAGGAGUCUGGCAUCCUUGUGCUGGGGGCUAUAGCUGAAGGCUGUAUGCAGGGCAUGAUCCCAUACCUGCCUGAGCUCAUUCCCCAUCUCGUCCAGUGUUUGUCUGACAAGAAGGCCCUGGUGCGUUCAAUCACCUGCUGGACACUGAGCCGCUAUGCCCACUGGGUUGUCAGCCAGCCCCCAGAUACUUACCUGAAGCCCCUUAUGACAGAGCUGCUCAAACGUAUUCUGGACAGCAACAAGCGUGUGCAGGAGGCUGCUUGCAGUGCCUUUGCCACUUUGGAGGAGGAGGCUUGUACGGAGCUGGUGCCAUACCUGGCAUUCAUCCUUGACACACUGGUGUUCGCUUUCAACAAGUACCAGCACAAAAAUCUGCUUAUUCUUUAUGAUGCCAUAGGAACGCUGGCAGACUCAGUUGGACACCAUUUGAAUAAACCGGAGUACAUCCAGAUGUUGAUGCCUCCACUGAUCCAAAAAUGGAAUCAGCUGAAAGAUGAAGACAAAGAUCUCUUCCCUUUAUUAGAAUGUCUGUCCUCAGUGGCCACUGCCCUGCAGAGUGGCUUCCUGCCCUACUGUGAGCCUGUGUACCAACGCUGUGUCAACCUGGUCCAGAAAACCCUCGCUCAGGCCAUGCUUCAUCAGUCGCAGCCUGACCAGUACGAGGCCCCUGACAAAGACUUCAUGAUCGUGGCGUUGGAUCUUCUUAGUGGACUUGCUGAGGGUCUGGGAGGUACCAUUGAGGAGCUAGUUGCUCGUAGCAACAUCCUCACCCUCAUGUAUCAAUGCAUGCAGGACAAAAUGCCCGAAGUGCGACAGAGUUCGUUUGCUCUGCUGGGGGAUCUGACUAAAGCUUGUUUCCAGCAUGUCAAACCCUGUAUCGCUGAUUUCAUGCCCAUACUGGGCACUAAUUUAAACCCAGAGUUAAUAUCAGUGUGCAACAAUGCGACAUGGGCAAUUGGAGAGAUAUCUAUACAAAUGGGGUCUGAAAUGCAGCCGUACGUCGCCAUGGUGCUGCACCAGCUGGUGGAGAUCAUUAACAGGCCCAAUACCCCAAAGACUCUGCUGGAAAACACAGCAAUAACAAUUGGUCGUCUUGGUUACGUUUGUCCUCAAGAGGUGGCACCCAUGCUACAGCAGUUUAUAAGACCCUGGUGCACCUCUCUACGAAAUAUAAGAGACAAUGAGGAGAAAGACUCUGCGUUCAGAGGAAUUUGCACUAUGAUCAGUGUAAAUCCGGGAGGUGUAGUGCAGGAUUUUAUAUUCUUCUGUGAUGCAGUGGCCUCCUGGGUAAAUCCAAACGAUGAUCUAAGAGACAUGUUCUGCAAGAUCCUUCACGGUUUUAAGAACCAGGUGGGUGAGGACAACUGGAGGCGAUUCUCAGAUCAGUUCCCCAUGCCCCUGAAGGAACGGCUGGCAACCUUUUACGGGGUGUAACUGUUUCCACAGCAGUGUGCCUCAUCACUGGGGUCAUUCACUUUGGGAGACAAAAUAGGGAACCUCUUUUACCCAGGGAACAUGUUACCCUUUACUGGGGGGAAGGGUCUGCCUGCUGAGGGGAGGGAAGGGGUGCGGACCCCUCCCCGACCUGGUGGACGGGGUGGGAGGGAGGUGGUAGCUGCAGUGCUCAGAGCCCCUAUGCACAGGCAAAGGGGGAAAGAGACAGGCAGAACAACCUUAUCAUGGGAGGAAAAUUCAUUAAUCCGUAAUCUUUUUUUUUUUCUCUAGAUUUCUUCCCCAAACGCUUUAUUUUCUGUCAACCAAACUACUGAAAAGAAAUGUAAGCAAACAUGGAGAACAUUCGCAAAACUCUGUCAAACAUUUACUCGUUACUUUUGGUUAGAUGGCGAGUUUUUCGUAUAUUGAAAGGUUAGUGUGGAAAAUGGUCUCCAGAGCAGGUACACAUUUAUAUUCAUGUCCGCCAGGUAGAUGUCAAAUGGUACUUUACUGAAAUUGAAUUUUACCAGUGGAACUGGGAUUGUUCUCAAUAAAUACAGUUAAGUUGGAGCUCAUAUAAUAAGAAUGACUCUCAUUGGAUCCAUCCCUAGAGAAGAUGAUAAUACAAUGCUGCAUAUCACAAAGAAUAAGUUCAUCUCUAUAGUUGUCAGAUAAUUUCAGUUUUUCAUUCUUUAGCAGGGCAAACGCUGUUAAUUAUGUCAUUGGAGAGCACAAGAUUUUGUUUUAAGCUUUUCUGGGAAUAGGUAGCAUGCUUGUAUCAUUGUGAAAAGCCGUAGAAUAUUAGUAAUGUGUAUUGCGUUCGACAGCUGUCAUUGCCCUGUAAUAAGGUCUCUGACCUUGUAAUUUAUCUAUUAGCAGUACUUUUUGUUUCAUCUACCAGAGAAUUACGGCAAUCAGCUGUAAUGUAGCAUGACCGGGUUUACACGCCGAACUUAGGAGAUGUGUUAAAAAAAAAAAAAAAAAAAUCCUGGCUGUGAUGUAAUGCUGGAGUGAAUCUCUUGGUCUUGUGGUGGAUGUGAUAUGGACAUUCAACAGCAAGUAUAUCAAAGCUUUACAUGCUUACAAUCCUUUCUAUUGUCUGGACUUCAUGAAAGCAAAGUGAAGGAGAAGCCCACGGGUUAACUUCCUGUGAGUCGGUCAUUAUCUUUAGUUUCUUGGACUUAAACCGCAAGGACACUAAUCCUGUUUUAGUGACUUCUGACGAUCAGAACCAUGCAGCCCAUUAACUCAGUGUUGAAUAUGUUAAUUUCUCAAUGUACUGAAGUUUUGUUUGGCUUUGUGUGCUAAAAGCAUGAUCGCGAGGAUGACUGUGUAAUGUUUUGGGUGGUUGUGUUUCGUAGGGUAUUUGGAUGCUUUCAUCUCUUGCAUGUUGGUGGCCCCUCACACCCCAACAUAUAUUGGGGAAGGGAUUAUGGGAGGGUGGGGAGCUUCAAUUUAAGAUUUAAAAAGUACAUAGUAACCAUUUUAGGUGUUGCAACACUGGGACAGUUAUAACGUCAUAUAGAUCUUGCUGGAGUGUUCUCCCUUGACUUUUACCCCAUAGCUGGAUGUAUAGUUUUUAAAAACUGUGAAACGACAACGUUAUUGUCUCUGGUUGUUUUUACGCUGUUAUAUUUUUAAAAAAAGUGUGUAAGUGUUUAAGUUACAGAUACGCUGAAUGUAUUCCAUGAUGGGUUGGAGAGGGAGAAAGAUUUUUUUUUUUUGAAUGCCCAGUCAGUCAUUUUUCCUCUGCCGGCCAGAGUAAUAACUGCAGUAUUUUAACCUUUGAAAUGCACAUGACAUGCACUUAAAAAUUUUAAUUGCAUGCCUUUGGAUUUAAUGAUGUCGCCAAACCCUUCAUAAUAUGAACCAAGUGUUAACACGGAUCAUUAAUAAGAUAAUCUGCUGCUAAAAUGUAUUUACUUAAUGCAAUAAGUAUAAAGUAAUCUGUAUCUUCAUGCAAUUGGUUCUUUUAAUAUUUAGAAGUAGUUUAGUUUCUCUGAUAAACUUAUACAAUGUUAGAUUUAAUGUUAAUGAGGUGAGCGGUGGUUAAAUACAGGAUGCAUCAUGGAAUACAGAGGCAAAUACAUUUAUGUGCCACGUCAUUUUGUGUUUCGGGGUGAAUUUUGUCUGUCACAUUCCAGUUGUUUGGCAUGCAAAAAAAUUGAGAAAUAGCAGCUUGAUGGGGCAUGUGUGUGUGUGUCUCUGUGUGUGUACACAGUGUCCAGUUGGUCCUUCGUUGAAAGAGUGUAGGUCUUUAAAACACACGUAACAAUCCCCAGCCCUGCUGUGUGCUGUAUUUCUGACUUGACUGCUGCUAUACAUUGUAGUUGUGUUUCACUACUUGAAUAUGUGUUUUCUACGUGUUAACCUCAGGUCGUCUGUGUUCAGUGUUACUUGUUUUCAUUGUUUCCCCAAUGUGUACGCCUUUAGCCAUCUCCUCUCAACAACUAAAGAUUAGUCAAACUCUUGCCCUUCAUAUUGAAAAGUGGGUAACCAUGGGUGUGAAUUGACAUUAGUGUUAUAUUUGUGCAACACAGCUAGCUGUCCAAUGUUAUUAAAACUGCAACGCACGAGGGAAGAAUUAUUGCAAAUGACAACUUGCACAUACUUUGUGUACCUUUUGUCAAAAGUGAUUGUUAUCCGACUACGAUAAAUAUGUAGUGUAAUAUGUACACAAUGCCUUGAGAGAAAAUACAUUGAGGUUUUGUUGGUGUUUUGCAAUAGAUACACAGUAUACGGUAUCUAAAGAAACAGGUAACGCCUAAUUUAAAAGCAAAGAAACAUGAUGUUUGCAAAUAUAAGUUUGACUUUCUACGAAGCUUUAUUGAAAACUUGUAUUUUAUAAAGCACCCACCAAUAUUGACGAAUGUCAUUCUCAUUAGCCUUCAAACUUGAUUAGACUCUGCCUUCAUAUUUUUGCUUAUAAAAGCAAAAACAUCAUUUUGAUAGACAUGGUUUGAGUUUUUUUAAUAAGCUGCUGAAUUUUAAAAUUAAUACUUUUGGGGCCACCAAAUAUUUUGGAUCAUGCAAAGAAUCUAUAUUGUACUGUAGUAAUUUUGUAAUAUUUGUAAGAUGAUAUAGUGAGUGUGACUGGUUACCAUUGCUUGAGUCUGUACAUUGUUCCAAUAAAUUGUUUACAUUA